AUGAACUGGCCUGCAACAGAACGAGAAUGUUACGCUAUUAUAUACGCAAUUGAAAAAUGGCACAAGUACUUAGAUGGACGUUCAUUCAUUAUUGAAACAGAUCAUAAACCAUUAUUGCCAUUCAACUUAAAACAACAAUUAAAUUCAAAACGAAAACACAAUAUAGUGGCUGAUUAUUUAUCCCGAUCACCAGUCGAUAAUGGAAUGAAUGAUGAAGAUGAUUAUACACCGACAACAUCCCGAUCAACACAAACCGACAAUUUCACAACAACACAUGUCGUUGCAUCCGUCACUACAAGGGCACAAACAAGACAACAGAAGAGGAGUGACGACAGACAGGUCGAUCAUUCCUGUGUUGUAGAACUACCACAAUCACAUAUAAUGGAUGUUAGCAAUGAUCAUAAUGUGAUUGUACCAUUUACAUGGGAACAAUUAAAACAGUUACAACAUCAAGAUGAACAAGCAAAACACAUGAUAUCACAUGUUAAAGAUUUCAAUGAUUAUUUUUUAGAAGAUAAUAUGUUAAUGAAAAAAUCGUCCCCACGGAUACCAUUUGUACCCAAAGGACGAAUUCGCUCCGACAUUAUUAAAAUUUAUCAUGAUACACCAGCGAAUGGAGCACAUUUUAGUCGAAAUAAAACCACUCAGAAGGUUCGACAAAGAUCUUUUUGGCCUAAUAUGAUUGAUGAUAUACGGAAUUAUGUUAAGUCAUGUCUACCUUGUUUACAAAAUAAUCAUCUACGACAAAAACCUCCUGAAGGAGUAUGGCAAUUACUUACUAUGGAUUUCCACGGACCUAUUACACCAACGACAAAAGAUGGAAAUAAAUAUAUUAUUGCAUUAACCGAUGUCUUAUCAAAAUUUGUCAUUACUAAAGCGGUACGGGAUUGCACUGCAUCAACUGCAGCCCGUUUUGUUACCGAAGAAGUUAUCCUUAAAUAUGGCACUCUAAAAUGUAUUCUUACAGAUAACGGUACGCAUUUUACCGCUACAAUGAUGACCGAAUUAUUAAAAAAAAAUUCGUGUUACACAUUUAUAUUCAACACCUUACCAUCCGAUGACUAA
Rotaria socialis is the source of this 1065-nucleotide messenger RNA. Lineage: Eukaryota; Metazoa; Rotifera; Eurotatoria; Philodinida; Philodinidae. The record is from the annotation of a GenBank genome assembly.